Molecule: messenger RNA, 669 nt
Organism: Styela clava
Lineage: Eukaryota; Metazoa; Chordata; Ascidiacea; Stolidobranchia; Styelidae
Source: RefSeq, a predicted model, not a curated record
AUGGAAUCAGUACCAAGAUAUCAGACUAAACCUCAUUCUAUGUAUUCAUUCAUGUGUGGUUGUUUGCUGAGAAGAGAUCAGUUUGCGUCUCACAUACAAAACACACAUUGCGAAAUCAUGUCUGGAUUAAAUGGUUGGAUUGAACAAAAAUGUCCGUAUGCUGCUUAUGGAUGUAAUUACACUCAACCAAGGUUUUGUCCUGAUCAUCAUACUAAUGCAAUUGUUUUUAACCAAUCACAAAAUGCAUUUACAGUAAGGCCUGGACUGUGGUCAACCUCGGAAACUGAAGAUAAUGCCAAAGAUCAAUUUGAGGAUCCGCUACAUUUUCUCAAUCUCCCAUAUGAAGUUCAUGAGAAACUUUUUAAUUUUCUUGACUGUUUUACAAUCAACCAACUAUCAUUGACAUGUUCCUAUAUGAGAGAGGUUUGUAAAAAUCAUUUAGCAAGUCGUGGAAUAGUUGAAGUAAAAUGGUUUAAACGAACUUAUGAAGAUGGCACUCAGUCAUGGAAGAUGGGAGAUAAAAUUUGGUCUUUUCCAACUGCAUUUACUAAAAUCAAUCGAUGGGUUUUACCAGACAAUCUACCUAUGGUUGAACAUGUCUCAAAGUGUCCAGUCAUUGCUGCUUGCGAUUUAAAAUAUAAAGAAGAACGAGUUAAAGUUUUUUACUGA